AUUAUCAAAAAUAGAAAAUCCAAGAAAAAUAAAAAACAAAAAAUUGAAAGAUAGCCGAAAAUAGGAAAAUAAUUACUCUGUAAAAUGGGGUAUGGAAAUAAGAGAGAACAGUAGAUUAAAAUGGAUAGUAAGACCUAAUAAAGAUGAAGAAAAGGAUAACCUUAUAGUCAUAAAUAUAGAAGAUGAUGAUAUAAGAAAUGUAAGGGGGAUGGCUACAAACGAGCUUGUAGAUGAAAAGAAAAAUUAGUCAAAGAUCGAAUGAAAAGAAUUAGAAGGGGAAAAACAAUAGACCAUUGAGUAAAACUAAUCAAAUAAAAUUCAUCGAAGAUGAAAAGACUCCUAAUAAAACUAUAAUUUCUUUCAUCGAUUUUCAUAAACAUGAGAACUCUGUCUCCAAGUUGCACAAUGAAAUUUGGCUUUUCGCUGCCGCCAGUCAAAAAUAUGAAAGGUACUGACUGAUUAGGUUUGAUUGACGGCAGCAAAAAAACAAAUUUCAUCGUGCAGCUCGCGAACACAGAGUUCGCAUGUUUAUCAAGAUUGCAGUAACAAUAUUUCAUGCUUCAGGAAGUGAAUGGACUUUAUUCAUUUGAAAGGAAGGUUUUACAUUUCCACAAAAUAAUAAAAAAUAUUUACAUUUGAAGUUAACAUUGACCAAGCGAUUAUGAAAAACGGAGAUCCAAAGAUUAAUAUUUUGAAAACGGCGCCACAAGGGAGGCAAACAUUAAGAUUAAUUUGACAAAUACUGGUACGAAAAGGACUGUUUAAACAGGCAGUCCACUAAGUACUGUUAAAGUAAAUAAACGCGCUGUACUUGGGGACAAAGGAAGUUGGGAAUUGAAAAAUAAAAAUAAAACGAAUAUAUAGAAAAUAGGUCUUUUGUUAUGAAUUUCCGAGAGAUGGCUCCAUCUUCCACUCAAACGACUCCAUCAAAAAACCAUUAGCUUUUCUUACUUUUUACUUUAGAAAGGCUUCCUUCCGUUAUAUAUUUCGUAAUCUUUCAAUAGCGGUUGAAAGACGAAAUUGACGUUCUCCCUUUUAAUUUUUUUUUUUGUUUAUAUUCAAGUCACAUUCAAUGGGAUUAAGAACAUUACUUGCUAGUGUGCUUCCGGUCACAUAUAUAAAAAGAAAUGUUACAAAUUUGUACUUCAAGAGUAGUUCAUAUUGAGCUUGGAAUCAGAUAUUGCUGGGCUCGCUUAAGUGACGCUGUCUUGUCUCUUCGUGGAUCAAUACUCGACGCAUCCUUUUUUUUAAUAGAAAAAGAGAAGAAAAAUCUGAAAAAAUAGGAAAGAUUCUCAAAUCGCUACAGACCAACACGCAGCGAUUUUGCGAUUACCGCAUUUAUUUUCUUUCUGACAAGUACAGAUUCGACUUUUCAUUGUCAAUAUCGAGAGCACUCUUAUUUGAAAAAUCAGACAACCAAGCGGGUUCUAAUUUCACAACUACCUCGAGCCUCACAACUCUUUUUAUCAAUUCCACCUCCACUAUGAUUCACACGACCUUGUCAACGCUGAUUACCACCACAUUUCAACCAACAACCAACGAAACGUUUAGCCAAGCCAACGACACUGGAAGAGGACCCUCGUGUAGAACAACUCCUUUAGAUGCAGAGCGUGUUUUUCUGAUCUUCUGCUAUAUCGUAAUCUUCGUGGUCACUAUAGCUGGGAAUGGGAUCAUUAUCUAUGUAGUCAACUGCUAUAGAAACAUCAAGACAGCGUUUAACCUGCUUAUCGUCAACAUGGCGGUAGCCGAUAUUCUAGACGCAGUAGCAGCAUCACCUACAAGUAUUUCUUUUUUUAUAGUCGGACGAAGGUUCCCAAGUGGAGCGAUAGGAGAAAUCAUCUGUAAGCUACAGAUGUUCAUUCAAGAUGUUUCGAUUUCGGCGUCUGUUCUUACGCUCACUGUCAUCGCCGUUGAUCGGUACUUCGCGAUAGUCCACGUGUUACGCCGGCCAAUGGGAGUGCGUUCGGUAAUGCGAGCCAUCUGUGCUAUAUGGGUGGUCAGCGGACUCACCUUCAUGUAUGAGUUUUAUCGAAUGCGCCUUGUACCUUAUGGUAAGGACGCCGUGACGUGUACUGUUGUUUGGGGCGUGGACGACCCUGAAACAGUGAACCUUCUCUUUAUGACCGACAUGUUGAUGAAACUGAUAUUCCAUUACGUAUUGCCGCUGGUCGUCAUGAUUAUCGUUUAUACUAUAAUUCUUUUACAUCUUUGGCAACGCAAAGCUCCCGGCGAGCUUAGUGACAAUCACCAAAAGAGGCUCGAACGCCAGAAACGAAAGGUCAUUAAAAUGCUGGUUACUAUAGUGACGGCUUUUGCAGUUUGUUGGUUUCCGGUCCAUUUCAAUCACGUGAUGAUAACAUUCCAUUGGGAGAGGUACCGAUGUGCUCUGCCGAUGGGUGUGAUUAUGGCCUUCUACAUGGUUGCCCAUGCCAACGCUGCAAUCAAUCCAUGUCUUUACCUCAUCUUUAACCAGAACUUUAGAGAUGGAUUUAAACAUAUCUUCAAUAAGAUCCAUCGACGGGAUAUCACGAUUAUCGAGAGGACGUCGACCACUAGAGAUGUGAUCAGUAACGCCACAGCUAUCCCAAACAUUGGUUACCAUCCCUCCACGCCUCAACUGACUCGGCUCAAUGCGUCAUCCUCUGGGGACGAGAUGGCUGACUCUAAACUCUAAACACUAUAAGAUCCAUCCAGCCAGGAAAUGCAAUAAUUAUUGCAAAGGAAGUCUUGAAAAAAUGGACCUAAAAAUGAGGAGACACCAAAGACUAGAAUGACAAGUUCUUUUGAGCAAUAAGUUGGAAGGGUUAAAAGGAACCGGUCUGUGUCGUACUCGAAUGGAGGGGUAACUCGAGAAAACGAGCGAGAGAUACGAACACAUCUAUUUCUCUUAGUAGCCAGUACGUUGGUCGACUUACAAAUAUUUCAUAAAAAAGUUAUCCGAGACAAAGGCAAUAUAGCCUUUGCACCAUCACGUGCCCAUGCCCAUAAUACAGGUUGGACUGCCUGUGGUUAGAUUUCAGAACAAUUGUUGGGUUUCACUCAGUUGAUAAAAGUUUUUGAAUCUCAUUAUCUGCUCCAAAUGGUGGUCAAACACUGACCACCAUGUUCUGUCAACCAGAAAAAGAUUCUAUUGAAAACUUGUGAUUCAGCUGAUGAACAUUCCGCACGAGACAUGAAGUGAAAGCCAGCUAUAUGAUUGUAUUGUUCCUGCCAUCUAACAUGGCUGCCGUCACGUGAUGCUGCAAAACCUCUAUAGGAGCGAGAUAGUUCAUUCCAAGAACCAAGAAUCUUAUUAUUUUUCUCGUCGAAGACAAGGAAGUUAGAGUUGAUAUACAGUCAAUCCAAAAAAUGUUGUCGUCGACCAACUCAAGCCUAAUCGCCUGGACCGAAAGGAUCUCUGGGUGAAGCUGAGUUGACUCUGUAAUUUUAUCUGACUAGUUAUG
Messenger RNA from Actinia tenebrosa (Australian red waratah sea anemone), 3443 nucleotides. Its product is annotated as substance-K receptor. Gene Ontology annotation, biological process: G protein-coupled receptor signaling pathway. Gene Ontology annotation, cellular component: plasma membrane. Gene Ontology annotation, molecular function: G protein-coupled receptor activity. NCBI's taxonomy places the organism in Eukaryota, Metazoa, Cnidaria, Anthozoa, Actiniaria, Actiniidae. The record is from RefSeq and is a predicted model, not a curated record.